This is a messenger RNA of Cercopithifilaria johnstoni, 747 nucleotides long. Lineage: Eukaryota; Metazoa; Nematoda; Chromadorea; Rhabditida; Onchocercidae. The record is from the annotation of a GenBank genome assembly.
AUGGAUCGACAUCUUGGUGAUUGGAAUGUUCCCAGUUUUACCAUUAUGAGUUAUGAGAAGGGAACAGUCAAGGAUGCUCAGAAAGAUGAGUUAGCUAUUUUAGAUAGAAAUAUUGAUUGUUCUUCAACUGAUCUGCUCACUUCCUUUGUUCCUUUGACCACUCAUACACCAGUUCUUGGAAUACAGAGUGAAGAAAGUUACUUUGAUACUAAGGAGCACACAGAUGAUUCUUGGCUUGUUAGUGAAGCAACGAAUGCUCUCUUUAAUCUACAUGCUGACUUUAGUGCUUUUCUGGAAAUCUGGAAACCAUCGGUUGAAUUGGAUAAUGAGAGCAAAAUUUCACAAACUACUACUGCUGUUGCUGAACGGAAUGUGGAAAAUAUAUCACUGAAUCAAGUGGCUCUUUCGAUUACUUCGCCUUUACUGCAAUUGAAUUCUUUGCAGAAGGAUAUUACCAUCGCUGGUAACAAGAAAGAACAACAGAUGGACAAGUGGUAUUGUGUUUUUUGUUUCAAUAACGCUCGCUUCGCUUACGAGAAAGGUGGUAUAAUCCUUCAUCCACAGCUUAAUGGACCAUGGCGAACUCAUGUAUGCAAGGAUCCUAAGGGUGUGGUGAUUUGUCCUGUUUUGGCUGCACAUGUCUGUCGUCACUGCGGUGCUACCGGCAAAUUUGCACAUACAGAAAAAUAUUGCGAUUCAGAGAAGAAACGAAAUCAACAGACAAUGAAUUUGAGGCGAAUUGGUUAG